CUCCAUGUACAUGUACAUGACCAUUCGGGCGGCAUCGUGACCCCAGAAAUCAAUAUACAUGAGAAUCCCGAUGCUUUCAAAUACGUCAUGGCAUGCAUCAUUUUUGGUCGACGUGACUGCAUUGGAUUUGACCUCACGAAUACAGACGCUGAGGUUGACGAUGUGAUAGGACAGAUCGCCGUCAAUGAAAAUGUAUACAACUUGUUGAAGGUGAUCUUCUGCAAUCAAGGACUUGUAGGCCGCGGAACCAUUUGCUACCUGGCUCGGAGAGAUGGCGAGGAGUUUAUUAUUAAGGAUCAUUGGGUGAAAGGCGACAAGAGUGUAGUGUUGAAUGAGGUGGAGAUGCUGAAAGCUCUGAAGAAUAUCCCUGGUGUUCCCCAAUACGUGGAACACUGUCUUGUGGAGGUAGAGCUGGGCAAAGUCGAUGAUACACAAAUGUAUCGCCAGAAGAUCUAUAAUAGCACCCAAGGUGUCUAUCGCACAGACGUCCAUCUCGUCUUGAAACCACGGGCUCGUCCUUUACACGAGUUUCGCACUAGAAAAGAGCUCGUCAAAGUGUUACGUGAUAUUGUGCUAAGUAAGUGA
This is a messenger RNA of Suillus discolor, 585 nucleotides long. RefSeq lists its product as uncharacterized. The transcript has 2 exons. The annotation marks the transcript as partial. NCBI's taxonomy places the organism in Eukaryota, Fungi, Basidiomycota, Agaricomycetes, Boletales, Suillaceae. The record is from RefSeq and is a predicted model, not a curated record.